UGUCGGCUGUCAUCUGUCGAAUUUAGAAUAAAAAAAAAUAUAUUACAUACCUUUUAAAAUAACCUAGAAAUAUAAACAAAUGUUCUUUAGGGCAUUAUUUUAUUUUAAUCCAUCUAUAUUUAUUCAAGAAAAUAACUAAACAUAUUGAAUUAUUGUUUACAAAGUCUUGAAAGAUGAAUUGUAUGCGGUUGUUUAAGUCAAUAUAUCACUGGCCAUAUCGAGUACCAAUCGCAAAAUAUAUUGGACAACAUCCUUUUAAAUUCUUAGAAACACAAGACAAGUGGAGGGAAUCUGAUGGUGUAUCUAAACGAUGGCACUUAAUAUAUAAAGCACCUAUGGAAAAGGCCCUCAACUAUUUAACUGUAUAUCUAACAUUUUCUACAAGUACUGUUGCCUGUGGAGGUUUAUAUUACGCCGCAUUUGAGUUCGAUUUACAAAAUUUGAAUAAUCCAGUUAUACUAGGCGAAGAUGUGGUCAUUGCAGAUAGUCCUAUAGAGUGUCUAGUUUAUGUUGGAGCAUUUGUCUUAUUUCAUGCAGCUGUGAAAAUGCUUUUAGCUAAGUAUGUAGUGAGAAUGUAUCAAGAUGGGGAUAAUUACUUAGCUGUUUUUAGAGGAAAUUUUUUCAACUCUGUUAAAAAACAUCAAUUCCAUCUAAAUGAUUUCAAGAAAUUGAAUCCUACAAUAGUAGUAUCAUGGGGUGAUGCAAGAUUUGAUAUUGGAAAUAAACAUGCAAUAAUUUUGGAAAAUUAUUUUAAAACACCAGAACACUUCAACUAUUUAUUAAACAAAAAAGGUGUUUAUAAUCCUAAGGAUAACGAUUAGAAGAAACAUAUUGUUACACUAUUUAAUAUUUAGUCAAUAAAACAUAGUUAAUUUGAAA
Messenger RNA from Galleria mellonella (greater wax moth), 879 nucleotides. RefSeq lists its product as uncharacterized. The coding region runs from base 174 to 821 and encodes 215 amino acids. The transcript has a single exon. NCBI's taxonomy places the organism in Eukaryota, Metazoa, Arthropoda, Insecta, Lepidoptera, Pyralidae. The record is from RefSeq and is a predicted model, not a curated record.